AGUUAUACAAGCAGAUCACGUAGUUUGUUGUAGACAGCAUUUCAAAAUUGUGAAUAUGCAUCAGACAAUCUAGUGGAUGAUCCUGUUGGAUAGUGGGACUGCUAAGAGAGAGCUCUAUGUACAAUCAUAAUGAAGCUGUCUGGAUCGUUUUUGGAUAUGGACAUGGCAAAUUAUAGUGAGGCUUUGGAUUCAUCUUAUGCUACUUUGGAGUUUGAAAAUAUGCAGUUGCUGUACAGUGCCCAAGAUACUUCUCCAUCAGCGACAAACACAAUGAAUACAUCAGACAGUGGAAUAAACUCUCUGUGUGCAAUCUGUGGGGACCGAGCCACAGGCAAACACUAUGGUGCCUCCAGUUGUGAUGGAUGCAAGGGUUUCUUCAGGCGAAGCAUAAGGAAGAGCCAUGUGUACUCGUGCAGGUUUAAUCGGCAAUGUGUUAUUGACAAAGACAAGAGGAACCAGUGCAGAUAUUGCAGAUUGAAGAAAUGUUUUCGAGCUGGGAUGAAGAAAGAAGCUGUGCAAAAUGAACGAGAUCGUAUAAGCAACAAAAGGAACAGCUACGAGACUGGCAGCUCACCCUCCAUCAACGUGCUGGCUCAAGCCGAAAUCCUCUCUCAUCAGAUCACCCUCUCAGUUUCUGCAGCGAACACAGACAUCUCCACGAAGAAAGUUGCUACUAUUAGUGACGUCUGUGAGUCAAUGAAAGAACAGUUGUUGGUUUUGGUGGAAUGGGCUAAGUACAUCCCAGCUUUCUGUGAACUGCCGCUAGAUGAUCAGGUGGCUUUAUUGAGGGCACAUGCAGGGGAACAUCUGCUGCUUGGAGUGGCAAAACGAUCUAUGUCUUAUAAGGAUGUCCUACUGCUAGGGAACGAUUAUGCCAUACAUCGCAACAGUCCAGAAGUGGAAAUUAGUCGUGUGGCAAAUAGGAUUUUGGAUGAGUUGGUGCAGCCUUUUCAAGAAAUCCAGAUAGAUGACAAUGAAUAUGCCUGCUUGAAAGCAAUUGUUUUCUUCGAUCCAGAUGCAAAAGCACUAAACGACCCAACAAAAAUCAAGAACAUGCGUUACCAAGUGCAAGUUAGCCUGGAGGAUUAUAUUAAUGAUCGACAGUAUGAUUCCCGAGGACGAUUUGGAGAGUUACUUCUGCUGUUGCCCACUCUUCAGAGUAUAACCUGGCAAAUGAUUGAACAAAUUCAAUUUGUUAAACUCUUUGGACUAGCAAAGAUUGACAACUUGCUCCAAGAAAUGUUGCUGGGAGGCACAACCAAUGAUCCAAAUCACCUCCAUCAUCCUUUAAACCCUCAUGUGGCCCAGGAUCCAGUAACAGGCCAAACCAUUUUAAUCAGUUCAAUACCUGCGACAAGUCAUAGUGAACAGAUGUUGAGCUCUGUGCACAGUUCAUGCAGGACAGCAAAGGUGACAAACAAUGGUGGUGAUGGUGUCAAAAUAGCAAGUGCAUCAAGAUCUUGUAGUCAGCUACACCGGAAACACCGCUACCAUCUCCUCCACAAGGUUCGGGUCAAGAACAAUACAAGCUUGCUUCAAACCAGAUUUCCAUUAUUUCUCAGCAAGGGCCAUUGCCCAAGCCAAAGGGUUUGUGAUGCCAAAUUUAAGGAAUGACAGAUUGUGUUUCCCAUCUUUUUGAACACUAGAAAGCUGAAUGAAGUUACCAAGCCAUGGGUAGAAAGCAACACCUGCCAUUCUCUAUGUACACGACUCAUUUCCUGUCUUUGCCAACAUGUCUUUAAUGGAAUAUGCCACUGCAGGAGCAAAAAGUCUUAAACACAUGUCACAAUCUCAGGUUAAAAGUUUAAAGAGAUUUGUUUAAACCUAUUUGCUUAAGUUCAAAAUAAACUUAUCUUGAGGCUUUUUUAUAGUUUUUAUGAAUUAAAUUCGUCAGUUUAAAUAUGGUAGGUUGCUUGGCCAUUUUCCACAUUAGUUUAGCCAGUAAUUAAGAUGCUUGACAGUGAAUAAGAGAAUUGUGUCAUGUUUAAUAUUAUAAACCACAAAUGCUAACUUUUGAGACCUGUUUCACAUAACCUUUGAGGUAGAUAAAAUGACCUUAAAAAGUAUUUAUGGAAAAUAACUGAAUGAGUUGCAAAGUGGUAAUACAACCAGUGUAGUAAUUGUAAAAUUCAGCUUUGCAGUACUUUAGCCAGUAUCAUAAGGCCAGUUAUUUCUUUUUAAAAUUGCACAUAUGUGUUUUAAAAGGUGCUCCUGCUUUGAGUUGUGCCAUCUAACUUCAUAGCUUACCGUACUGUCUGUGAUAUAUUUCAUACCAGCUAAAAAGGGCAUGUCAGAUAUUACAACGGAGUCUUAUAUUGCACCACCAGGAGAGGGAGUUUCACCGAAAAGUGAUACAGUUUGUUUUUAUAAGAACACUUACUAUUUCUUUAACUUUUAAUUAAAUCAGUGGCAGCUCAAAUCACAUUAGCUUCCAAACUAAUAUAAAAGUCUAUCAUUGAAAGCAUUAGUGUUGAUUUUUAAAUAUGGUUGGUGAAUAGAAUUUGGUCCAAUAGUUUUUGACUAUCAACUGCCUUAAAUUGCUGAAUGCAUCCUUUAUUGUAUCUUGUGUAAAUGGACUUAGCCUACUUUAUGACCUUUUCUUGGUUUGUAUAUAGUGAGUAAUUAGAUAAUCGUUGUAAUUUAUUGUGAUGGAAUGAUCUAUUUUAUAAAUGAAAUUAUUUUUGUAUGAAUUAUUGUGAAUGAUUCGAUAAUGAUCAAAUCCUGAAAGCAAAUCAAUACUGGAAUGUAAAGUGUAUACAGUUUUAAAUAUUGUUUUGCAUUAUAUGAGUUGAAUGUUCAGUACAUUGUAUGUACUUCCAGAAAAUUUGAGCUCUCCACAUGGCAAAAUACAAAUAAAUGUUAAUAUCUUGCCGAAUGAGAACAGUAAUUGAGAUUAUAUAACU
Mobula hypostoma (lesser devil ray) is the source of this 2903-nucleotide messenger RNA. RefSeq names its product hepatocyte nuclear factor 4-gamma-like. Lineage: Eukaryota; Metazoa; Chordata; Chondrichthyes; Myliobatiformes; Myliobatidae. The record is from RefSeq and is a predicted model, not a curated record. Gene Ontology annotation, cellular component: nucleus. Gene Ontology annotation, molecular function: nuclear receptor activity; zinc ion binding; nuclear steroid receptor activity. Gene Ontology annotation, biological process: anatomical structure development; positive regulation of transcription by RNA polymerase II; cell differentiation. The coding region runs from base 130 to 1614 and encodes 494 amino acids. The transcript is spliced from 11 exons.